GGGGAGUGCGCAGGCGCGGGCGCGGCGCCGUGCGGGGGGCGAUGCGGUAGCGGCGGCGGUUGGGGCCGGGCGCGGCGGCGACAUGACCCAGCAGGGCGCCGCGCUGCAGAACUACAACAACGAGCUGGUCAAGUGCAUCGAGGAGCUGUGCCAGAAGCGCGAGGAGCUGUGCCGGCAGAUCCAGCAGGAGGAGGACGAGAAGCAGCGGCUGCAGAACGACGUGCGGCAGCUCACCGAGAAGCUGGCCCGCGUGAACGAGAACCUGGCCCGCAAGAUCGCGUCCCGCAACGAGUUCGACCGCACCAUCGCCGAGACGGAGGCCGCCUACCUCAAGAUCCUGGAGAGCUCGCAGACGCUGCUCAGCGUGCUCAAGCGCGAGGCGGGCAACCUGAGCAAGGCCACGGCGCCCGAGCAGAAGAGCAGCGCCGCCAAGGACAGCUGAGCCGCGUGGCGGGGGCCGCGACGUCCCGGCCCUCCGCACCCCGCUCGCGGCACCCAUGGCCGGCCCUUCCCCUUGGGCCCUGGCCAGCGGCGCCGGCCACCAGAGCGGGGGGGGGGGGGG
Sorex araneus (European shrew) is the source of this 562-nucleotide messenger RNA. It is a transcript of the gene SSNA1, whose product is annotated as SS nuclear autoantigen 1. The transcript is spliced from 3 exons. Lineage: Eukaryota; Metazoa; Chordata; Mammalia; Eulipotyphla; Soricidae. The record is from RefSeq and is a predicted model, not a curated record. Gene Ontology annotation, cellular component: centrosome; ciliary basal body. The coding region runs from base 83 to 442 and encodes 119 amino acids.